Molecule: messenger RNA, 1705 nt
Organism: Pongo pygmaeus (Bornean orangutan)
Lineage: Eukaryota; Metazoa; Chordata; Mammalia; Primates; Hominidae
Gene: SOD1
Product: superoxide dismutase 1
Exons: 5
Coding region: 1136-1603 (155 amino acids)
Biological process (GO): superoxide metabolic process
Molecular function (GO): copper ion binding
Source: RefSeq, a predicted model, not a curated record
GAUGGCUGGCUUGAGCUCAGGAGUUUGAAAUCAGCCUGGGCAACAUGGUAAAACCCCAUCUGUACCUAAAAUACAAAAAUCAGCCAGGUGUGGUGGCACAUGCCUGUGGUCCCAGGAGGCUGAGGCAGGAGGAUGGCUUGAACCCAGGAGGUCAAGGCUGCAGUGAGCUAUGAUCGUGCCACUGCACUCCAGCCUGGGUGACAGAGCGAGACCCUGUCUCAAAAAUCAAAUAAACAACCCCCUCGCCCCGGACAAAAGUAGUUUGCACUAUUUUCUCAUUUCACAAUAUGUUUUUGAAAUAUUUCCCUUGAAAGGUGAGUCAUAUUUAUCAUUCCUGUUGUAUGGAGCAUCAUAAAUUAUUUCAUCAUCCUACCCUUCUUGAGUGUUGCGGCCUUGGGGCCAGACAAAAACGCAGGAGAUGCCUAGAAGCCAACUAGUUGCCGUUUGGUUAUCUGUAGGGUUGUGCUCUUGCCAAACAGGAAAAAUACAAAAAGAAUACCGAAUUUUGCCAACCAAAUAAGAAACUCUACACUAAGGACUAAGAAAAUUGCAGGGGAAGAAAAGGUGAGGCCCGGGAUUGAGGUGUAGCGACUUUCUAUACCCUCAGAAAACUAAAAAACAAGACAAAAAAAUGAAAACUACAAAAGCAUCCAUCUUGGGGCGUCCCAAUUUCUGAGUAACAAAUGAGACGCUGUGGCCAAAGUCAGUCAUAACUAAUGACAUUUCUAGACAAAGUGACUUCAGAUUUUCAAGGCGUACCCUGUUUACAUCAUUUUGCCAAUUUCGCGUCCUGCAACCGGCGGGCCACGCCCCGGUGAAAAGAAGGUUCCGUUUUCGCCACAUUUCGGGGUUCUGGACCUUUCCCGGCUGCGGGGCGGGGGGGAGUCUCCGGCGCACGCGGCCCCUUGGUCCCGCCCCCAGCCAUUCCCGGCCACUCGCGACCCGAGGCUGCCGCAGGGGGCGGGCUGAGCGCGUGCGCGGCGAUUGGUUUGGGGCCAGAGUGGGCGAGGCGCGGAGGUCCGGCCUAUAAAAUAGUCGCGGCGGCCUGGUGCUGAUUUGCGGCGUAGUCUCCUGCACCGUUUGUGGUUUCUCUCGCUGUCCUCGGAACCAGGACCCCGGCGUGGCCUAGCGAGUCAUGGCGACGAAGGCCGUGUGCGUGCUGAAGGGCGACAACAGCCCAGUGAAGGGCAUCAUCAAUUUCGAGCAGAAGGAACGUAAUGGACCAGUGAAGGUGUGGGGAAGCAUUGAAGGACUGACUGAAGGCCUGCAUGGAUUCCAUGUUCAUGAGUUUGGAGAUAAUACAGUAGGCUGUACCAGUGCAGGUCCUCACUUUAAUCCUCUAUCCAGAAAACACGGUGGGCCAAAGGAUGAAGAGAGGCAUGUUGGAGACUUGGGCAACGUGACUGCUGACAAAGAUGGUGUGGCCAGUGUGUCUAUUGAAGAUUCUGUGAUCUCACUCUCAGGAGACCACUGCAUUAUUGGCCGCACGUUGGUGGUCCAUGAAAAAGCAGAUGACUUGGGCAAAGGUGGAAAUGAAGAAAGUACAAAGACAGGAAACGCUGGAAGUCGUUUGGCUUGUGGUGUAAUUGGGAUCGCCCAAUAAACAUUCCCUUGGAUGUAGUCUGAGGCCCCUUAACACAUCUGUUAUCCUGCUAGCAGCUGUAGAAAUGUAUCCUGAUAAACAUUAAACACUGUAAUCUUAAAA